AUGGAGGAACUGGAUAUAAUUGCUGAACAACAUCCUCUUGAACUUACUGGGAUAAAUCAUUAUCAAAUCAUUGAUGAUAAUAAUGAUAUUGUACCAACUUACGCAGCACGAUUAGCUGAACCGAUUAUUAUUCGCGGUGCUGGUCAUAUAACUGUAUUUGCAUUGAAUAAUAAAUUUGAUGAAGAAUAUCCACAAGCUUUAAAUUAUAAAGUCUCUCGAGAUGAAUAUCAAGAAACGAUUAAACGAAUUAAUACGCUUUUGAGAAAAAAUGUUCCAAUGAAUUUUAAAUGGUUAUUAUUUGGUUGUAUAUGUUGUUGUUGUACCUUUGGUCUUUCAUUAUGUCCUGUGUUAUGUUUGAAUAAGCGUUCGAAAAAUGCAGUAAACGAAGUUCUCGAUUGGGAAAAUGCUCGUCUUUAUCAUAAAAUUGGUUUACAUUGGCAUUUAGCAAAACAAAAAUGCUCAAAUAGUACUGUACAAGAGUAUGUGUUAAUGAUCGAAUUUCGUCCACCAUUAUCAUUAUCGCACCCUGAUUGA
Messenger RNA from Rotaria socialis, 534 nucleotides. Lineage: Eukaryota; Metazoa; Rotifera; Eurotatoria; Philodinida; Philodinidae. The record is from the annotation of a GenBank genome assembly.